AAUAACUUUGGUGUAAACACAGAUUUGGAGUUUUAUUUUUUAUUUCUAUUCAAGGGUAGCCCUAACAGAAAAAGAUAAACUAAGGUAGUGUAUUUGGACAAAAAAUUAUGAGUACCUAGUUUUAAUGACAGAAAACGUGAACUGUUGAUAGUUGUGGACAAUUUUGUGACAUGACAUGACACUUGUCAAGAAUGGAAUGCAGAAGUAUUGAUUGAAAGGCGAAGACAGUCUAAAAAUUUCUCAAACUGUCAAAAAGUUGUAUCGUUGUACGACAUGGAGCUACAAUGUCCAUACAUGUCAUAUUAUUAUGUGUUCUGUCUGAAGGUGAAGUGUACGUUCGAGGGUGUCGGCAUACUGUCCGCAGACCCCACAGACUACGACUGGUGUCUGAAGGUGAAAUGUUGUGGCUGUGGAGAGGAAUCCCCCAACUGGCACACAUUUGGAGUUGGAGACAGUCAUGAGCUGAAGGGAGGUCGUGGAAGUGCCAACUUUGUCUACAAAUGCAAAUUUUGCUCAAGAGAGAAUUCUUUAGACAUAGUGAAAGACAGUCUGAAGAAAAUUGAAGCGAGUCAAGGAGAAAAAUUUGUGCCUUUAGUGAAGUUUGAUUGUAGAGGAUUGGAGCCGAUAUUUUUCUUGCCAAAAGGUCCCUGGCAAGCUGAAUCGGUGACAAGUGGCUCUAAAUUUGGUGACAUCGAUUUAAGUGACAAUGAUUGGGCCGAUUAUGACACUAAGGAGCAGGAGACUGUUGGCAUCUACGAUUUCACCUCUCAAUUCGAAAGAGUCAAAUAACACUACGUACAACCAUAGGGAAAAGCUAUAUCAUAAGCUAUGUCCUCUCCAUGGUACAACACUCUUUGUAAAUAAAUAGCUAAUUCAAAUUAAAUAAAAUCAAAUCAAAUUUAUUCACUCGAAAUUCAUACAAAAUAUUAACAAAAGUAUAACACGACAAGUUACAAGUGAACAAGAUACUACUCAGAAAAAGUACAGUAUGUUACUGGUGUUGAA
This is a messenger RNA of Nilaparvata lugens (brown planthopper), 1005 nucleotides long. Its product is annotated as CXXC motif containing zinc binding protein. Gene Ontology annotation, molecular function: zinc ion binding. NCBI's taxonomy places the organism in Eukaryota, Metazoa, Arthropoda, Insecta, Hemiptera, Delphacidae. The transcript has 4 exons. The record is from RefSeq and is a predicted model, not a curated record. Bases 274 to 789 code for a protein of 171 amino acids.